Capsaspora owczarzaki ATCC 30864 is the source of this 1678-nucleotide messenger RNA. RefSeq lists its product as hypothetical. Lineage: Eukaryota; Filasterea; Ministeriida; Capsasporidae. The record is from RefSeq and is a predicted model, not a curated record. The transcript is spliced from 5 exons. The coding region runs from base 18 to 1517 and encodes 499 amino acids. Gene Ontology annotation, molecular function: O-methyltransferase activity.
GUUCGAUUUGGCGCACAAUGAAAGGACUGCUGGCGCUCGGACUGGUCGUGCUCGUCGUCGCCGUCGGACUGCAGGCACUGGUUCAACAGCCAUCGCUGGGGCAACAAGCGACGAACGCGCUCCUGUCGCUCAAAGCACCCCCGCCAGAGCUGCACGCGCCGGGCUGGGCGCUCAAGAUUGGCGAGAUUGCCCUCGGGCUGAUGGACUGGCUCACCGUGGCUGCGAAACCAGCACCGCUGCGUGCGUUCGAGGCCAUGUUUGGCUUUGGGCUCACCCAGGCGCUGGCUGCCAUGGCGCGGCUCGAGGUGUUUGACGGACUCGCGGAGGCAGGCGCGAACGGCGCGACCUGUGGCGAGCUUAUUGGCUGGCUGCGCAACCGCAAGCCGAGCCAGAUCCGACGUCAGCCAGUCAAUGCGCAGCUCUUGUGCAGACUGCUCGACUUUGCGGCGGCCAACCAGUUCAUGAACAAGGACCAAGCGACGGGCAAAUUCUACCUGAACGACUUUUCAGUCUUGUUCACUCAGAACGACGAUAAUGUCGGGUCGUUGGUGCCAAUGCUCCUGUACCAUGCAGACGAGGUCAACUAUGGCUGGACACGCCUCUCCGAAGGCAUGCGUCAGGUGUACCCGGCGUUUGAGCUUGCCAACGGCGAGAAUCUCGAGAACUAUUACAACAUGAACCCCGAAAAGCGCGGCAACUUCGACCUCGCCCAGCGUAGCAUUUCGGCCGACUUUGCGCCAAAGAUGCUGGCCAAGUAUGGCGAUGAAUUCAAGCAAUUCGCUCAAGUGCACGGCCGUUCGGUGCACAUUUGCGAUAUUGGUGGUGGUAUUGGCUCGGUAGCAGAGGGGCUUUUGCGCGAAUUCCCCGACGCCACUGCAACCGUCAUUGAUUUGGCUCACAAGGAGACCCAGGCCAACAACUAUAUCGAGCAAGUUCAAUUAAAAGACCGUAUUCGCUUCGUGGCGGGCGACUUUUCCAAGCCUCUUUCGGUGGAGUGUGACUACUACCUUCUCAACCACAUCAUCCAUGACUGGAACGAUACGAUGGCAGUGAACAUUCUGUCGCAUGUCCGCACAAGCAUGCCGUCGCACGCCAAGAUUCUCUUGGUCGAGCCAGUGCUGGAAACACGCAACGCAUACUUUGAGCGCCUCAAGCGCUUCGUCGACAUGCAGCUGCUCGUUGUCUUUCAACGUGGCAAGGCUCGUUCCACCCGAGAAUUCACCUCCUUGCUCUCAAGUUCCAAUUUGGAACUCAGUCGCCACGUUCCCCUUUGCGGCCUGUUUGAUAUUGUCGAGGCCGUUCCUGUGGACGCAACUUCCAAAGUCAUAACUCCUGAGACGGCCGCCCCUGUCGUUGAGACUCCUGCAGCUUCAACUUCCUCCAAGCCAAGGAAACAAAAGCAACGAGAACAAAAACAACAGCAGGAAGCUGAAGCAGCGGAGACGCACAAAGCGACCCCUGCUGUUGCUGCAGAAGAGGCGGCUUCGUCCGAGACUCCUGCGCCCGCAUCACCUUAGAGAAUUGCGCAACAGUUGCAAGACGAAGGAUUUAUUUGGUUGGGCGUAACUGAGCAACUGAGCAACUGAGCCUUGCAAGUUCCCUUUUUUUUUUCGUUUUCGACAACAACUCUUGUUGCAAUCCACGAUUAAACUCGACCGUUCAACAAUUUACUCAGUCC